Messenger RNA from Gastrolobium bilobum, 3316 nucleotides. RefSeq names its product glutamate receptor 3.6-like. The transcript has 7 exons. Gene Ontology annotation, molecular function: glutamate-gated receptor activity. Bases 238 to 3054 code for a protein of 938 amino acids. Gene Ontology annotation, cellular component: plasma membrane. Lineage: Eukaryota; Viridiplantae; Streptophyta; Magnoliopsida; Fabales; Fabaceae. The record is from RefSeq and is a predicted model, not a curated record.
CGAUCUUGCGUCCCUCUUCAAGUGAAGCUCAUGGCUUCUGGUUAAAGUUGGAUCUUUUCAAUUUAAUUUUUUUUUAAAAUAUUUUGGUUAUAUGUAAAGUUGAAAUUUUUAUUCUCAAAGUGAACCAAACAUAAUGUCUUCUGCACUAUUUUGCAACUAAAUGCAGAUGCCAGCUUCUAUAUUGUGAACCAAACUUCAGGGUGAUUGUUACUAGCUUUUCAAUAGGAAACUCCAACCAUGAUUGGAGUCUGGCUUGUGGUGUUAAUAGUUCUCUCCAAUAGUUUCUCUUCAACUGGGGUUGGCAUGGAUAAUUCCACAAAACCUGCUUUUGUAAAUAUUGGGGUUCUCUACUCUUUCAAUACCAGUGUUGGUAGAAUUGUGAAAAUUGCUGUAGAAGCUGCUGUUGAAGAUGUAAAUUCUGAUCCAUCUAUUCUGGGUAAAACUAAGUUGAAGGUCUCACUGCAAGAAGAUUCCAAAUACAGAGGUUUUUUAAGCAUUUCUGAGGCCUUGCAGCUCAUGGCAACACAAACUGUGGCCAUAAUUGGCCCUCAGACAUCUACAACAGCUCAUGUCAUAUCUCAUAUUGCAAACGAGCUCCAAGUUCCUUUGCUAUCAUUUUCAGCCACUGACCCUACCCUUUCUUCACUCCAAUUCCCAUUCUUUGUUAGAACUGCCUUUAGUGACAUAUAUCAAAUGACUGCAAUAGCAGACCUUGUUAACUAUUAUGGGUGGAGAGAUGUUAUUGCAGUCUAUGGUGAUGAUGAUCAUGGGAGGAAUGGAAUUGGUGCAUUAGGGGAUAAGCUUGCUGAGAGACGUUGCAAGAUCUCAUUUAAAGCAGCUAUGAGUCCUGAAGCAACUAGAGAGGAGAUUACUAAUGUGCUUGUUCAGGUGGCCCUUGCAGAGUCCCGGGUUUUAGUUCUUCACACAAGUACUGCUUGGGGUCCCAAAGUGUUAAAUGUGGCAAAGUCUCUUGGGAUGAUGGAAAAUGGGUAUGUCUGGAUUGCCACUAAUUUUCUGUCUACUCGGUUAGACAUAGAUAAUCCACUCUCUUCAGAUGCAAUGGAUGACAUUCAAGGAGUUAUUACACUGCGUAUGUACAUACCUGAUUCAAAGCCCAAAAAAUGGUUUGUUUCUAGGUGGAAAAACUUGACUAGUGGAAAGACUGCUAAUGGUUCCCUUGGUUUGAGUACUUAUGCUAUCUAUGCAUAUGAUACUGUUUAUGUGCUUGCUCGUGCUCUUGAUAGCUUUUUCAAACAAGGGAACCAGAUCACAUUUUCUUAUGAUUCAAGAAUAUCUAAACUACAUGGGGACAACAUGCAUCUUGAUGCUGUGAAAAUCUUCAAUGAAGGAAACUUGUUGCGUAAAAGUAUUUAUGAGGUUAACAUGACUGGUGUAUCAGGUCCUUUCAAGUAUACAUCAGAUGGAAACCUUGUUAAUCCUGCAUAUGAAAUCAUCAAUGUAAUUGGAUCAGGGACUCGGAGGAUCGGUUAUUGGUCUAAUUACUCUGGAUUAUCAGUUGUUCCUCCAGAAGCACUUUAUUCAAACCCACGAAAUCGUUCCAGUGCUAGUAAGAAACUACUCACUGUGUUUUGGCCAGGAGACACAACUCAGAAGCCUCGUGGUUGGGUUUUUCCAAGCAAUGGAAGGCUGUUAAAAAUUGGAGUACCAAAAAGGGUUAGUUAUCGCGAAUUUGUGUCGCAAGUACAAGGCACUGACAUGUUCAAGGGAUUCUGCAUUGAUGUGUUUCUUUCUGCUGUAAACUUGUUGCCCUAUGCUGUCCCCUACAAAUUUAUUCCAUAUGGGGAUGGUCACAGCAAUCCUAGUAACACUGAGCUUGUUCGUCUGAUCACAGCGGGUGUCUUUGAUGCUGUAGUAGGUGACAUUACAAUAACUACAGAGAGAACAAGGAUGGUGGAUUUUACUCAGCCAUAUAUUGAGUCUGGUCUAGUGGUAGUAGCAUCAGUUAAGAAGAUGGAAUCCAAUGCUUGGGCAUUUUUGAUGCCAUUUACACCAAUGAUGUGGACCGUAACAGCUACUUUUUUCCUACUAGUGGGUGCUGUUGUUUGGAUUUUAGAGCAUAGGCUGAAUGAUGAUUUUAGGGGACCUCCUAAAAAACAAGUAGUCACAGUUUUGUGGUUUAGUCUUUCAACUAUGUUCUUUGCUCACAGAGAAAAUACAGUUAGCACUCUUGGUCGCUUAGUGCUGCUUAUAUGGUUAUUUGUAGUUCUCAUAAUUAACUCAAGUUACACGGCAAGCCUGACUUCAAUCCUCACAGUGCAACAACUUUCUUCACCUGUUAAAGGCAUUGGAAGUUUAAUAAAUAGCGAAGAGCCUAUUGGCUAUUUGCAGGGUUCUUUUACUCGAACUUAUUUGAUUGAGGAAAUUGGUAUUCAUGAAUCCAGAUUAGUUCCUCUAAAAACACCAGAAGAAACUGCAAAAGCACUGGAAAAAGGUCCCAAAGGAGGUGGUGUUGCUGCAUAUGUUGAUGAGCGUGCUUACAUAGAGCUCUUCCUUUCAAGCCGGUGUGGUUUUACUGUUGUAGGUCAAGAGUUCACCAGAAAUGGUUGGGGAUUUGCCUUUCCACGAGACUCACCAUUAGCAGUUGACCUGUCAACCGCCAUUUUGGAGUUGGCAGAAAAUGGAGAUUUACAAAGGAUCCAUGACAAAUGGCUUUUGAGCAGUGCAUGCCUAUUACAGGGUGCAAAGCUUGAAGUGGACAGACUCAAUCUCAAAAGCUUUUGGGGCCUCUAUCUAGUCUGUGGGUUGGCAUGUUUGCUUGCUCUCAUGAUAUAUCUUAUUCAGACCAUGAGACAGUACAUCAAGCACGGCCCUGAGGAACUUGAGUCUUCAUGCCAAAACUCAGGAUCUUCACGUCUGAGGACUUUCCUUUCGUUUGUAGAUGAAAAAGAAGAGAUAGUUAAGAGCCGCUCCAAGAGAAAGCAAAUGGAGAGGAUAUUAUACAGAAACACAAGUGAGGUUGGAUCAUCCAGCAUCUCCAAUACAGAAUAUUCUCAAUCAUCAUCAAAAAUAAUUGAUUCAACUGUUGAAGUGUAACUAUCUGCCUAUGUAUUUGCUCCACUUAAUUUUGUAGCCCCUUAUGCCAACUACUUCAGCAUCCCUCUUCAACCUUCAUUCUCUAUUGAAAAUGCUGGGUUCCUAGUACAUUUUAUCUUUUCUUUUUUGGUACAUAUUUGUAGGAUAUAUCAAUUUGUGUCUGACUUUAUUCUAAGAACGUUUGGUACAAGGUGGCUUUGCAAUUUUUGUUCCUACUUAUUAUGGUUUAUGUAGAAUACAUAAUCCAAAACGAUAAAUGCAA